CGGCGACUUUGGGGCGGGCGGGCCGGCUGAGGCUACCUUGGCGGUGCCCGAGCUGCUUCUCUUUCCCCUUCCUCUCCCUGGUCUUCUCUGGGUGGUUUACUUGACCCUGCUUUCUUCAAAGAUUGGCCUUGCCUUGGUCUUGCUAGACUCUUCAUCUAUGGUUCCUGUUAUUUUGCAUUUAUACUUCAAUGGAGUUAGACACAGCAGCAUACAAAGUCAGUGGGCAAUGAAUUCUUUCUCUUGAUAGGUCGAAGUGCUUGGUCUAAAGUCAACCCUAGGUUGGCUCAGGCAGAAAAGUGGGAAGAAAUGCUGAACUUUACCAGAUGUCAACAUUUGAAACAGAUAACGCAGAAGUGUUUUUCUAGUGCACAGGUUAACGUGCGGACUCACACGCAGCACUUGCUCUCACGGGCCUUUGCAUAUGCAAGAUCAGGGAGGUCAUGGCACUCAAUCCACUCUCUUGUUGGAGACAAAAAUAUUAUCCUGAUGGGGCCUCCUGGUGCAGGGAAAACGACAGUAGGCAGAAUAAUAGGUCACAAGCUAGGCUGCUGUGUCAUUGACGUGGACAGUGACAUCCUUGAAAAAACCUGGAAGAUGAGCGCUUCUGAAAAAUUGCAGGAUGUUGGUAAUGAGCAAUUUUUAGAAGAGGAAGGAAAAGCCAUUUUAAACUUGUCUGCAUCUGGAAGUGUGAUUUCCCUCAGUGGGUCCAAUCCUAUGCAUGAUGCUAGUAUGUGGCAUCUGAAGAAAAAUGGGAUUGUCGUGUACCUGGAUGUGCCUCUAGUGGAUAUAAUCAGUCGUCUGAAAUCAACGAAAGUUAGCAGGAUUGUUGGUCAGAACUCAGGAGCAUCUGUGAGAGACUUCCUGCAGCACAGAAGACUGGACUAUAAGAAGUGGUACGAUACUCGAGUCCUUUGUGAGAGCGGGGCUUCCGCUGAGGAGGUUGCAGACAGAGUGCUGGAUGCGGUGAAAAGAUACCAAGAUGUGGAUUCAGAGACAUUCAUUUCAACAAGGCAUGUGUGUCCUAAAGACCUUGACAAGAAGCCUCCACCAAAAUACUUCAGUGAAGCUGUGAUUGAGGGAUUGGCUUCUGAUGGCGGACUCUUUGUCCCUGAGAAGGAGUUUCCAAAAUUAAGCUGUGGGGAGUGGAAAAGCCUAAUAGGAGCGACCUACAUAGAGAGAGCGCAGAUACUUCUGGAAAGGUGUAUUCACCCCGCGGACAUACCUGCCACCAAGUUGGGAGAAAUGAUUGAAACUGCUUACGGGGACAACUUUGCCUGCUCCAGAAUUGCCCCCGUCAGGCACCUGUCAGGCAAUCAGUUCAUCCUGGAGUUGUUCUAUGGGCCCACGGGGUCCUUCAAGGAUUUGUCUCUACAGCUCAUGCCUCAUAUCUUUGCCUACUGCAUCCCACCGAGUUGCAAUUAUGUGAUCCUUGUAGCUACUUCAGGAGACACGGGGAGUGCAGUCUUAAAUGGGUUUAGCCAUCUUAGUACAAACGACAAGCAAAGGAUCGCCGUGGUCACAUUUUUUCCAGAGAAUGGAGUUAGUGGUUUUCAAAAAGCACAGAUAAUUGGCAGUCAGAGAGAAAACGGAUGGGCAAUAGGUGUCAGGUCAGAUUUCGAUUUUUGCCAGACAGCUAUAAAAAAAAUAUUUAACGAUUCUGAUUUUACUGGCUUUCUUACUGUGGAAUAUGGAACAGUCUUAAGUUCAGCAAAUUCUAUAAAUUGGGCUCGGCUGCUUCCACAAGUAGUUUAUCAUGCAUCUGCCUAUCUUGAUCUUGUUAGCCAAGGGUUUAUUUCCUUUGGAAGCCCAGUAGACGUCUGUAUCCCCACAGGAAAUUUUGGGAACGUGUUAGCAGCAGUCUAUGCCAAGAUGAUGGGGAUCCCUAUCCGGAAAUUUAUCUGUGCUUCUAAUCAGAACCACGUUUUGACGGAUUUCAUAAAAACUGGACAUUAUGAUCUAAGGGAUAGGAAAUUAGCACAAACCUUCUCACCAUCAAUCGAUAUUCUCAAAUCUUCAAACCUGGAGCGACAUUUAUACUUGAUGGCUAACAAAGAUGGACAGUUAAUGGCAAAUUUAUUUAAUCAGUUAGAGAGCCAGCUUCACUUCCAAAUAGAGAAGCUGCUGGUCCAGAAGCUGCAGGAGGACUUUGUCGCGGACUGGUGUUCGGAGGGAGAGUGCCUCGCAGCCAUCGGCACCACCUACAACACGGCAGGGUAUAUUCUGGAUCCACACACGGCUGUUGCAAAGGUGGUUGCAGACAAGAUGCAAGACAAAAGCUGCCCGGUGAUCAUCUCAUCGACAGCUCACUACUCGAAGUUUGCACCCGCUAUCCUGCAGGCCCUGAAGAUUAAAGAGCUCAACGAGACAUCAUCAAGCCAGCUUUACUUACUGGGCUCGUACAAUGCAUUACCACCUCCUCAUGAGGCUUUGUUAGAGAGAAUGAAACAGCAAGGGAAGACGGACUACCAGGUUUGUGCAGCUGACGUGAACGCCCUGAAGAGCCACGUGGAAAAGAUGAUCCAAAAUCGGUUCAUAAGGAAGUCUGAGUAGAGUAUUUUUCUUGGCAAGAAGCAAAAAUAAAUCUCAAGCGUUGGUUGGGACUACAGUAGCAUAUUUUUUUUGUGUGUGUAAAUGUUUUGUGUGCAUUUGUUGGAAAUCCAGCGCCCUGACCCCUGGGCCUGACCUUACACCUGCAGUGACCCCCAGGUCCUCCAGAAGAGACCUUCCAGCAUCGCCCCUGGAACCUGGUGCUGUCGAGCUUCAUUCUCUGCUUAGGGGGGAUAUGGCAGCUUCUCCUUCACCCCCACUUCCGAGAGGAACAAAUACUGGUAUCUGGCUUGGCAUUUACAAAUCUUUAAGCACAGUUAAGUACUGCAUCCAUAGCCUUUUACUGUUUGUUGUUCACACCGUUUGCUGCUUGAGAUAGUUAACUUUCAUAGCAGAAACAGGAAGUUAGUUCAUUAAUAUUGGAGCCAUCUUUUUUUUAACCAUUUCAAGCUCCAGCUUGGACAGUGGUUGCUUAUGUGUCUCCACCCUGUUCAGUUAGAGUUGGGGGACUGUUCACUACCCGUAGAAUAUUUGUAGUUAGGCUGAGGAAGUCUGAAAGGUGAGCCAGCAUUUAACUCUAGGGUGUAUCUAUCAACAGAACUGUGGAGUAGUAUACAGAAAUAAAAUCACCCACUUCAAGAGGAAGGGGUUCCAAAAUCAGUAAUGUUUGAAAGUUUUAAUAAAAGUACAAUGAUAGACAACAGCUUUUCUAUAUUAUUCAAAGUCUGUUCCUAUUUGUCUCAAAUCUAAUAAACAUUUUUGGGCACCUAACCCACUCAAAUUAAAGCAAAUGCUUAAUGUCCAUUACUGUGUAGUGGCAGUGAUUUUAACUGCUCUGUGUGUAUUUCCUGAAUAUUUACUUUCUGGAUUACAGGUUGUCACUGACCUGAAGUGUCUCCACCACAAGAUGGCAUUCCCUGCAGAGUGUCUUUGCUGAUGACGUUCUGCAUCUAGUUAGCUUAACUUAAUUUGAAAAUUAAAAUGAUGAAAAAUAUUAAUAGUUUUAAAGGGCAAGGGGCAAUUUGUUUUGCAAGUUUGAAAUUAAACCAAUUUGAUUUUAGCAUUAGAUCUCUGGCUUGGCUUUUAAAACAUAGUUCUACAACCUGUCAUGGAGGCUGGGAAUGGCCCUGGUUCAAUGCUUGCCUAGCAUGCACAGAACUCUGAGUUCCAACCUUAGCACAUAGGAAGGUAGAGACAGUGCUUAAAAGACAUGUUAAGCUACAUAGUUUGAGGCCAGUCUGGGAUACAUGAAAUGAAAAACCUGAAGCAGUUUAUGAUGAUGGAGUCGCAAAGCUCCAGGUGUUUGUGUAUACAGUCUAUAAUUUCAGAACAUUUGCUUCCAUGGGUAGAGUUAGAGAAUUAUCCUAAUGCUGCCGUGUGCAUGAUAAUGCAUUCUUGGAAAUAAUGGGAUGACGUUAAAAUGCUUGAUUUUUGGACUCAACGACUAAUGGAAGAACACAUGGCGUCUGCGUGACAUACAACACAAAAUAACCACAAAAUGUGUGAAUAAAUAAAAAGCAAGUGCUGCGGCCAGGUGGGGUAGAACCGAGCAGAAAAAGGAAUAAGAUGUGGGUGUGGUGGCACACACAUGUGGUCCCAGCACCUGGGAAGCUGAGGCAGGAGGACUGCGAACUUGAGGCCAUGUGCUACAUAAACGAGCUAAUAAGAGGAAACAUUGCUGUAAGGUAAGCAGGUUCCACAGAGAUGGAGUCCUGGGGCGCAGUUUUUGGAGCAGGCAAUGGAGAGAAAAUGCCGCUGUCUGCCUGCUUUGCUCUCGGUUGUGCACUUGUGUCCAAAUGGUUACCUUGUGUCUCCAUGUGCUGUGUGGUUUCCCCAUCACCCCUCAGCUCUUCUUUUUUGUGUUUGUUUUGAGACAGGGUCUCACGAUGUAGCCCUAACUAGCCUGAAAUGCCCUAUGUCGAACAGGCUGGCCACAAACUCACAGAUCCUCCCGCCUCUUCCUCCCAAGUGCUGGGAUUAAAGGCAUGGACCAUCACCGCCCGGCUCAGCUCCCCUUGCAUAGGGUGGAUGAAUAGCAGUGUUUGUGCCCUCUCCUCCCUCCCGUGUGAUUGAGGUGGUAGUCAUCCUUUCAAGGGCUUGUGUCCAGCUGAGCCUUGUGCCUGGUUUCCUUCAACUCGGAUAAUGUGCUUCAUUCCUCUCCUGUUUCCUCAGCUUCUCCUGGGAACCUGACUUCCUGUGCAUUUAGAUGCUCCUUUCAGAGUUUAGCAUUCAAAACAAACCUUGCCAAGCACCCAUACUUCUACCCAACUAUUCUUCUGCAUGUUCUACCCAAGAUGUAGUGCUGCCAAAGGCUAUGUGAUCCCCCCCCCCAUCCCCACUGCACAGUGUGCUGCAGGGUGGGUAGUGAAGCCUGUGAGGUGCUCGAGUCUCUGGGGGUGGAGAGCAGAGACUGUCCUCUUAGCAUUUAUUCCUCCUCCUAAGAAGUAGCUAUCCCAAAGCUCAUGUUAGUCAGCGUGUGUGUGUGUGUGUGUGUGUGUGUGUGUGUGUAAUAUUUGUUUAGUUUUGAACUUAUUUAUUUAUUUAUUUA
This is a messenger RNA of Microtus oregoni (creeping vole), 5095 nucleotides long. It is a transcript of the gene Thnsl1, whose product is annotated as threonine synthase like 1. Gene Ontology annotation, cellular component: cytoplasm. The transcript has 3 exons. Bases 307 to 2550 code for a protein of 747 amino acids. Lineage: Eukaryota; Metazoa; Chordata; Mammalia; Rodentia; Cricetidae. The record is from RefSeq and is a predicted model, not a curated record.